Messenger RNA from Trichoderma asperellum CBS 433.97, 4173 nucleotides. The record is from RefSeq and is a predicted model, not a curated record. Lineage: Eukaryota; Fungi; Ascomycota; Sordariomycetes; Hypocreales; Hypocreaceae.
AUGGCCGACUCCAACAAGCCUGAGCCCUCUCCAGGGCCUCCAGCGAGGCGGAGGGCGCCGACGAUAACAAUAGACACAACUGCCGUCAACCCCAAUAGCAGCGUUGUAGAAAUUACACACGAUUUUAACAACCAACAGCCGCAACCUAGCUACACCAUCUCUCCCAUCUCCCCCCCAGACGACGCCGCCAGCCCCUCUACAAUGAUAGAGACGCCUUUUGGCUUUUCUCAAGAAAGGCACCCCGAAGCACGGACGGACACAUCCUUCGAUAUUAGCAGAGAGAGCAGCCGGCCAACAAGUCCUCACAAUGUCUCGACUCCCAUUGGCGCGCACGGAUUCUUGGUUGUACCGACGAACCACAAAAGAUCACGGCAGAACUCAGUCGAUUCCGAAGAAGCGAGCCGUUCGUUCGUUUCAGGGGGGGAAACCACCGUGGUUGCUUCCAACUCAACGCAGACGGACAAGUACAAGACGACGCCAACAAACGAUAAAGUGAUGAGCGACGAGACAGCGUUGAAGCCUGAUGCAGGGACUGAGGCCGACUUCGAUGUUGAGAACAACCCAUUUGCCUUUUCACCAGGCCAACUCAACAAGAUGUUCAACCCCAAGAACCUUGCGGCCUUCUAUCACCUAGGAGGUUUGAGCGGCUUGGAGCGCGGUCUGCGAACGGAUCGCAAAGCUGGCUUAAGCACCGAAGAAAACUAUCUGGAAGGAUACGUCACAUUUGGAGAGGCAACUUCGAAAAAGAAUGAUAAGCAGGCUACCGCGACCUUGCUGACAGCUGGGGAACCGGCGGCUCGCACAAUGUCUCAAUCAAGUCGACGAUCACUAGGAUUUCAAGACCGAUACCGAGUGUUUAGAGACAAUCGAUUACCAGAGAAGAAAGGCAAGAGCUUACUGGAACUUAUGUGGAUCACUUACAAUGAUAAAGUGUUGAUUCUUUUGUCGAUUGCUGCCGCCAUCAGUCUUGCCGUUGGUCUCUAUCAAACCUUUGGCCAGGCACACACGCCAGAUGAACCCAAGGUCGAAUGGGUCGAAGGCGUUGCCAUUAUCGUUGCCAUUGCCAUCGUGGUCAUUGUGGGAUCGCUAAACGAUUAUCAAAAGGAAAGACAGUUUGCAAAGCUAAACAAGAAGAAGCAAGAUCGAAAUGUCAAGGUUGUACGUUCUGGAGCGACAAUGGAAGUAUCUGUAUUCGACCUCAUGGUUGGCGACGUGAUCCACCUCGAACCUGGCGACAUGGUUCCCGCCGAUGGUGUCCUCAUUGAAGGCUUUGACGUCAAAUGCGAUGAAUCUCAGACGACAGGAGAAUCGGACAUUAUACGCAAACAGGGCGGUGACGAAGUCUACGAAGCCAUUAUGAAUCAUGAGAGCCUCAAAAAGAUGGAUCCAUUCAUUCAGUCCGGAUCCCGGAUCAUGGAAGGUGUUGGCACUUAUAUGGCCACGUCAACUGGCAUCUACUCUUCCUACGGAAAGACUCUCAUGGCUCUCAACGAUGACCCGGAAAUGACACCACUUCAGGCGAAGCUGAACGUCAUCGCCACGUACAUUGCUAAGCUCGGUGGUGCUGCCGGUCUGCUCUUGUUUAUUGUCUUAUUCAUCGAGUUUCUGGUCCGUUUGCCGCAUGAUGAUAACUCUACUCCGGCGCAGAAGGGACAGAUGUUCCUCAACAUCUUCAUUGUCACAGUAACAAUCAUUGUCGUUGCUGUCCCGGAAGGUCUCCCCCUUGCCGUUACCUUGGCUCUCGCUUUCGCUACAACUCGUAUGCUCAAAGAUGCCAACCUGGUUCGACACCUAAAAGCUUGUGAAGUCAUGGGCAACGCGACAACAAUCUGCUCUGACAAGACAGGAACUUUGACUCAGAAUAAAAUGCAAGUUGUAGCAGGAACAGUGGGAGUGAACCAUGAGUUUCGCCAGUCUCGCGUACAAGACGUCGAUAACGCUGAAGGCGACAACAAGAAACCAUUACCCGCAUCAGAUUUUGUCAAUAAGCUUAGCGCUCCGGUGAGAGAGUUGCUUCUGGAUUCUAUUGCUUUGAACUCGACGGCAUUCGAAGGCGAGGUUGAAGGAGAAAAGACGUUUAUCGGCUCCAAGACCGAGACGGCCCUUCUCCUGUUUGCCAGAGCCCAUCUGGGCAUGGGGCCUGUCAGCGAGCUACGGGGAAAUUCGACAACUCUACAGCUGAUUCCCUUUGAUUCAGGUCGUAAGUGCAUGGGAAUUGUUGUCCAGCAACGCGAUGGCACGGCCAGACUGUUCAUCAAGGGCGCCUCGGAGAUCCUGCUUGCCAAAUGCGACAAAGUUUUACAGAAUCCAUUGGCGGAUGCCUCUGUGGUGUCGAUGGCACAGGGAGAUAUCGAUGCAACCAACCAGCUUAUUGUAUCUUACGCAGAGCGCUCAUUACGAACCAUCAGUUUGUGCUACAGAGAUUUUGAGUCGUGGCCUCCGCCAGCUUUGCGCCGCGGUGAGGGCAAGGGUGAAAUCCUAUUUGAGGAUUUAUUCCAGAAGAUGACGUUUGCCGGCAUGGUGGGUAUCCAGGAUCCCCUACGAGAUGGCGUCGCCGAGGCUGUUCAGCUAUGCCAAAUGGCCGGCGUUGUUGUUCGCAUGGUUACUGGUGACAAUAAGAUCACUGCUCAGGCCAUUGCCAAGGAAUGUGGAAUUUUGCAGUCUGAUAGCUUGGUUAUGGAGGGCCCCGACUUCCGUAAUUUGAGCAAGCUCAAGCAAAACGAAAUCAUCCCCAAACUUCAUGUCCUUGCGAGAUCCAGCCCCGAGGACAAGCGCAUUCUAGUGAAAAGGCUUAAGGAGUUGGGAGAGACCGUUGCCGUUACUGGUGAUGGCACCAACGACGCCCCCGCUCUCAAAAUGGCCGACGUUGGAUUUUCCAUGGGCAUCGCCGGUACUGAAGUUGCCAAGGAAGCGUCCGCUAUCAUCCUUAUGGAUGACAACUUUGCCAGCAUUGUCAAAGCCCUGAAAUGGGGCCGUGCUGUCAAUGAUGCUGUUAAACGUUUCUUGCAGUUCCAGAUUACAGUCAACAUCACUGCCGUCAUCCUCACCUUUGUUUCUGCCGUCUCUAGCGAGUCUGAAAAGUCUGUCCUCACGGCUGUUCAGCUGCUUUGGGUUAAUCUGAUUAUGGACACACUGGCAGCUCUUGCUCUCGCUACUGAUCCGCCGCAGGACAGUGUUUUGGACAGGAAGCCUGAGCCUAAGGGUUCGUCUAUCAUCUCGCCAACCAUGUGGAAAAUGAUUAUUGGACAAGCCUUGUACCAACUGGCUAUCACGUUCCUGCUGUACUUUGGCGGCAGCAACGUGGUCCAGCCCAUUGUUGGAGGCGAGGUCACCAAAGCCGACAUUGAAACUCUGGUCUUCAAUACAUUCGUCUGGAUGCAAAUCUUCAACCAAUGGAAGUAUGUAUAUCUAACACCUGAGAGUCUUUGCCUGACACGCAACUGGUUCUUUAUCGCAAUCAGCACUCUCAUGAUGGGUGGCCAGGUUCUGAUCAUCUUCGUUGGCGGUGCUGCUUUUUCGAUUGCAGACAAAGACCAAUCCGGAGGAAUGUGGGGCAUUGCCCUUGUGCUCGGAUUCCUCUCCAUCCCAAUCGGUGUUCUUAUUCGCCUUAUUCCAGACAGCUUUGUUAUCAAACUGGUGCCAGAAUUCCUUAGGCGUCGAGCGAAACAGGUGCCUGGGUUCACAAUCUCUGACGAGGAGAUGGACAUGUACCCUGAGCCGUUGGUUGAUGUUCGCGAUGAACUUAACUUUCUCAGGCGCAUGAAGGGAGGGCGCCUUAACAAUCUGAAGUUUGCCAUCCAACACCCCAAAGAAAUGAUUACGCGGUCAAGGAGCCCGUCUCAUUCCCGGUCCAAUUCUGUCAUGACAACCGAUACACCGGGCCGAGAAGACAGCUUCCCAUCACGCGUUGCCACACCAGUAUCGCGGCAGCGUUCCCGGUCAGCCCGGUCACGCUCUAACUCUGCCCUCGGAGCACCAACAGUCAUGGCCGGAAUAGUGGCUGCUGGAGUAGCAGCAGGAUGGUCACCGAUUGGCCGGCCAUCAGCUGAAGACAGAGAAGCCAUGAUGCAGCAUUAUCAGCUUCAGCUACAACAUCAAUCAAGAACAGAAGAAAGCCCGGAGCAGGGAUCACAAAAGCCCGCCGAGGGCCAGAACAGCGAGGCGCAAAAAUAG